Salvia miltiorrhiza (redroot sage) is the source of this 756-nucleotide messenger RNA. RefSeq lists its product as uncharacterized. NCBI's taxonomy places the organism in Eukaryota, Viridiplantae, Streptophyta, Magnoliopsida, Lamiales, Lamiaceae. The transcript has a single exon. Gene Ontology annotation, biological process: root development; shoot system development. The record is from RefSeq and is a predicted model, not a curated record. The coding region runs from base 1 to 756 and encodes 251 amino acids.
AUGGCUCUUCACCAUGGCCGCUCUCUUAGCUUCCCCUCUUCGUCACAUCCUGCCCUUUCUCACUUCGAUGAGAACAUAUCCAGAUUGAGAUCUUCGGAGGCUGCUUGCUCCUCGCUCUCAUCAAUCAGCGCCACAAUAAACGGCCUCAAAAACUUAUACGAGAGCAUUGAUGAUUUGCUUCUUUUGCCUCACAUUCAACAGAUCGUUUCUGAGGAAUGUGUCGAUGAUUACAUAAACCUAUUGGAUGCUUGCAGCUCAGUUAAGGAUAUCAUCUCACUUUCCAAGCAAAAUUUAAGAGAGCUUCUCUCUGCUAUAAGGAGAAAGGAUGUUCGAGGCAUCAACAGCUACCUUGCUUCCAGAAGAAACUCGAAGAAAAUGAUCCAAAAGUGUUUGAAGAAGCAGAGACGUAGCAGCGCCUCAGCUACUUCUGAGAAUGCUUCUAUGUUGAAAGAUGCAGAGUCCGUUGCCAUUUCCCUGCUCGGGUCUCUCUUGUCCUACACGUUGGGAACGAAGAUGCAAGAAAGGAAGAGCAGCUGGUCUUUGGUACCAAAGCUGAUGCAUUCCAAGAAAGCAUCAGAUGGCGAGAAUGAGUUCAACAAGGUGGAAUCAUUGUUGCAAGUGAAUCAAGAAAACGAGCUCGUGAAUCACAUAAAAGAGAUGGACUCAAGCAUUCAAGUUGUUGAAGAAGAACUUGAAUCUAUCUUUAGACAGUUGAUCAAAACCAGAGUUUCCCUUCUCAACAUUCUCAACCACUAA